This is a messenger RNA of Dipodomys spectabilis (banner-tailed kangaroo rat), 6785 nucleotides long. RefSeq names its product RPGRIP1 like (gene Rpgrip1l). NCBI's taxonomy places the organism in Eukaryota, Metazoa, Chordata, Mammalia, Rodentia, Heteromyidae. Bases 89 to 3889 code for a protein of 1266 amino acids. The record is from RefSeq and is a predicted model, not a curated record. The transcript has 26 exons. Gene Ontology annotation, molecular function: thromboxane A2 receptor binding. Gene Ontology annotation, cellular component: photoreceptor connecting cilium. Gene Ontology annotation, biological process: retinal rod cell development; non-motile cilium assembly.
CCAGUUUUUCCCGUGCUCCUCUAGGCCGGCGCUCCACUCGGCGCUAUAGCAACGGUAGCUAGCGGCCUGGAAAGCGAGGUGAUAGGCCAUGUCUGGUCCCACUGAUGAGACUGCAGGAGACCUGCCUGUGAAAGAUAUAGGUCUAAAUCUCCUUGGAGUGGGAGGGUUACAAGAAACUGCAGCAGCCCGAACGAUGAAGUCCCGCCAAGCAGUGUCACGUGUCAGUCGUGAGGAACUGGAAGACAGAUUUUUACGUUUGUGUGAUGAGAACAUUUUACUUAAGCAGCAUGCCCGUAAGCAAGAGGAUAAAAUUAAAAGAAUGGCCACCAAGUUAAUACGGUUAGUUAAUGACAAGAAAAGAUAUGAGCGGGUUAGUGGCGGCCCCAAGCGGCCGGGACGAGAUGUGGAAAUGGAAGAAAUGAUUGAGCAGCUGCAAGAGAAAGUUCAUGAGCUUGAGAGACAAAAUGAAGCCCUCAAGAGCAGACUAAUUUCAGCCAAACAGCAACUACAAAUCCAGGGUUACAGACAAACUCCAUACAACUAUGUUUCAUCCCGUGUUAAUGCUGGACGGAGAAAAGCAAAUGAAAAUACAGGUUUACAGGAAUGUCCCAGGAAAGGUAUAAGAUUCCAGGAUGCCGAUGUACCAGAAACUACACAACCCAUGCUUACUAAAUAUGGGAAUAGUUUACUUGAAGAAGCCAGAGGAGAAAUAAGAAAUUUAGAAAAUGUUAUUCAGUCACAAAAAGGCCAGAUAGAAGAGUUAGAGCAUUUGGCUGAGAUCCUGAAAACUCAGUUGAGGAGAAAAGAAAAUGAAAUUGAGUUAUCUCUUCUUCAGCUUCGAGAACAGCAAGCCACAGAUCAAAGGUCAAAUAUUCGGGACAAUGUAGAAAUGAUUAAGCUUCACAAACAACUAGGAGAGAAAAGCAAUGCUCUUUCAGUAAUGGAAGGAAAAUUUAUUCAGCUUCAAGAGAAGCAAAGAACUCUCAGAAUCAGCCAUGAUGCAUUGAUGGCAAAUGGAGAUGAGCUAAAUAUGCAACUCAAAGAACAGCGUUUGAAAUGCUGCAGUCUUGAGAAACAAUUACAUUCCAUGAAAUUUUCUGAAAGAAGAAUAGAAGAGCUGCAGGAUAGAAUUAAUGAUUUAGAAAAGGAACGGGAACUUUUACAGGAAAACUAUGAUAAACUUUAUAACAGUGCCUUCAGUGCUGCCCAGGAAGAGCAAUGGAAGUUAAAGGAACAGCAGCUGAAAGUACAGAUUGCUCAGCUUGAGACUGCCCUAAAAUCUGACUUAACCGACAAAACCGAAGUCCUUGACAGAUUAAAGACUGAAAGAGACCAAAACGAGAAACUCAUUCAGGAGAAUAGAGACCUACAGUUACGGUAUCUGGAACAAAAGCAACAACUUGAUGAACUUAAAAACCGCAUGAAGUUUUUUAACCAGGAAAGUGAUAUUAAUGCUGAUGAACUGAGUGAAGCUCUCCUGCUUAUAAAGGCUCAGAAGGAACAAAAAAAUGGAGACCUUUCCUUUCUAGAGAAAGUAGAUGGCAAAAUAAAUAAAGAUCUAGAACGCUCCAUGAGAGAGCUACAGGCAACUCAUGCAGAAACAGUUCAAGAACUUGAAAAGACAAGAAAUAUGCUAAUUAUGCAACACAAAAUUAAUAAAGAUUAUCAGAUGGAAGUUGAGGCGGUGACCCUAAAGAUGGAAAACUUGCAGCAAGAUUAUGAACUGAAAAUGGAGCAUUAUGUUCAUCUUCUUGAUAUCAGAACUGCACGUAUCCAGAAAUUAGAAGCCCAAUUAAAGGAUAUUGCCUAUGGUACCAAGCAGUACAAAUUCAAACCAGAAAUCAUGCAAGAUGACUCUGUCGAUGAAUUUGAUGAAGCCAUUCACCUAGAACGGGGUGAAAAUCUAUUUGAAAUCCAUAUCAACAAAGUAACCUUUUCUCCUGAAGUUUUGCAGACCUCUGGAGAUAAAGAGCCUGUCACUUUCUGUACAUAUGCUUUUUAUGAUUUUGAACUACAGGCAACCCCUGUCGUAAGAGGCCUUCACCCAGAAUAUAACUUCACUUCUCAGUAUCUUGUUCAUGUUAACGACUUAUUUUUGCAAUAUAUUCAGAAAAAUACCAUCACUCUUGAAGUUCACCAAGCUUACAGCACAGAUUAUGAAACAAUCGCAGCAUGUCAAUUGAGAUUCCAUGAUAUUUUAGAAAAAAGCGGUAGGAUAUUUUGCACAGCAACUCUGGUUGGGACUAAAAGAGACAUCCCAAAAUUUGGCACAGUGGAAUACUGGUUCAGAUUAAGAGUACCCAUGGAUCAGGCAAUUCGACUUUAUCGAGAACGGGCAAAGGCUUUGGGAUAUAUAACAUCAAAUCUUAAAGCACCAGAGAAAAGUCAAUCAUUAAGUCAGCAAGUACCCAAAACUGCUCAGCUCAGUUCAACAGAUUCCACAGAUGGCAACUUAAAUGAACUCCACAUUACAAUAAGAUGUUGCAACCAACUGCAGUCCCGAACCAGCCACCUUCAGCCACACCCAUAUGUUGUGUACAAGUUUUUUGAUUUUUCAGACCAUGACACAGCCAUCAUUCCCAGUAGCAAUGAUCCACAGUUUGAUGAUCAUAUGUGUUUCCCAGUGCCAAUGAAUAUGGAUUUGGAUCGAUACCUUAAGUCAGAGUCUCUGAGUUUUUAUGUGUUUGAUGAUAGUGAUACACAGGAGAAUUUUUACAUAGGAAAAGUCAAUGUGCCUCUGAUUUCACUGGCACAUGACAGAUGUAUCUCAGGGAUUUUUGAGUUAACAGAUCAUCAGAAGCAUCCUGCAGGUACCAUUCAAGUUAUAUUGAAAUGGAAAUUUGCUUACCUUCCACCAAGUGGAUCAAUAACCACUGAGGACAUAGGAAAUUUGCCACAGGAAAACGAGCCAGAAGCUGUGCAAAGACUACCUUCAACACCCUCUAUUAGCACGUUAGUUGCAGCACCAAGACCUAAACCAAGACAACGUCUAACACCUGUGGAGAAGAAGGUGUCUUUUGUGGACAUCAUACCACAGGGUUCUGAAACGUCUAUUCCUCCAGAAGAUUUGAAAGAAAUUUCACAAGAAGAGCAGACACCAGAAAUGGAAAUUAUUAUGCCCACUGUUUCACAUAUUGCCCAGGUUUCACAAGAAAGUAGUGGAACUAAGGCAAAAGAGAAUACUGAGAAAACACAGCAAGGAAAAGAAGAUGACUUUUCCUUGCUGUCUGAGGGCCAGCUCGCAGAGCAAAGCCUAGCUUCUUCUGAGGAUGAAACUGAAGUCACAGAAGAAUUAGAACCAGAAGAUGAAGAUAGAUCAGAUUCUGAUAGUGAUGACUGUAUUAUUUCAGGCCCUGUGUUCAAGAAUAAACAGACAUCAAAGAACAUUCGGAUUGAGAUCAUAGCUCUAAGCCUUAAUGAUUCUCGAAUAACCAUGGAUGACACCAUCCAGCGGCUCUUCAUUGAAUGCCGAUUCUACAGCCUUCCCGCUGAAGAGACACCUGUAUCACUUCCAAAACCCAAGAGUGGGCAGUGGGUCUACUAUAACUAUUGCAAUGUGAUCAGCAUGGAUGAAGAAACCAGCCAAGCAAAAAGAGACAUCUUAAAAGCUAUACUACUAAAGCAAAAAAUGCCUAAUCAAAGCAUUCGCUUCACUGUGGUCAGUGACCCUCCGGAGGAUGCACAGGAUUUGGAGUGUGAGGACAUUGGCAUUGCUCACAUCGACCUCGCCAACAUGUUCCAAGAAGGAAAAGACAUCAUCGAGCAGAAUAUUGAUGUUUUUGAUGCACGAGCAGAUGGUGAUGGCAUUGGCAAGCUCAAGGUGACAGUGGAGGCGCUCGAUGCCCUACGGUCAGUCUACGAGCAGUACAGAGAGGACUUGGAGGCUUGAAAGAAGCAGCUCCAGAGGCAUCUCCUACUUCUAAGUAAAUGCCCACAUGAAAGCUCUUAAGAUGAGAUUUUCUGUAAUUACUCUGGUGUAUAUAAUCUAUAAUUCAUGGGGUGCUGGGAGGGUGAGGCCUGGGUUUGGGUUUGAAAUGUUCUAGUUUUGUAUAGUUUUUCAUUUGUUUAUUUUUCUAUUCCCUCCUUCCCAUGACUGCUACCCCUAAGGACUGAAGUUUCUGCAGUGGGUAACACCUUCUCAAUAAUUUAUACCUACACGAUAGCUUGAGAAAAUGUAUUUGCAUUUUGAACAUUUCCUACAAAGAACUGAAAUGCAAUUCCCAUUUUUAUUUUUAAUAAGCAAAAGCACGAAUCUUAAGAAAAAAACUAUAAAAAACCACUUUUAUGUUAUCCCUAAUCAUCCCACUAAAUGGAAUAUCUGUGAUUAGUCUCAUUAAGAGUUUUAUACUGUGAAGAUUUUAUUAGAAGCAAUAUAUGAAAAUUACUUGGAUUAAUGUGUUAAUCUUCCUCUUUAAAAUGCUAAUAUCCAUUUUAUACACAUUAAAGCUCAGUAUGCAUUUUCUUUGAUGCAUGCAGUUUCUAUCAAUUAAAUAUAAAGAAGGAGAAUUGACACCAACUUAUCAAAUUACUGCAAGGGGUGUUUUUGUUUCUAUUUCUUGAAAAUUAUAUUUGUAUUGCUUUCAUGUAUUUGUAAUAAUAUGGGAUCUAGAGGCAUGUCUAUAUAAAGAAGUAAUAGAUGGGAUGGGAAAUUCAUACUUUUGAAAACUUAGUUUAUGACACAGAAAUUAUUUUAAAUAUGACUAGUUUAUGACAUAGAAAUUAUUUUAAAUAUGACUAAAUUCUGCUACACUUAGACCUGAAAGAAAUAUCUUUUUAUCAUUUUUUUAAAACUUACAUCGAGCUUAUACAAUGCUGGAGUGCAUGUGGAUAACCAGAUCCUCAAAAAGCAGUUGAGAAAGUUAAUUUUCUAGCUUUACCCAAUCUCACUGAAGGAUUUAAUUGAUAUUUUUAAUGGAGCUGUGAAUCAGUGCUGCAAAGGAAUUGUCUCUAGAGGUCUAGGAUAUAAUGCAUUUCAUUUUUUAAUUUACUUUUUUAUUUGUCAUUUUCUUCAAAGGAUUUUUAUAGGCUGUGGGUUUUCACUGUUUGCAAACAGGCUAUGUUCCUUCUUAAGCAUAUGUAAAGUAUUCAGGGAGAUAAGUAAUUUAUUAAAAUCUACCUAAUUUGCCGUGAUAUAUUAAAUCUCUGCUUCAGUGAUCACAGACCAUUUCAUUUAGAGAAUUAGGCAUUCCCUCUUUGUGUGAUUAAAGCUCUGGAAAAUGAGUUCUUUGCUCCUAUUUGUGAACAUUCAAAGCCUGCUAAUGGCAAGAAGAUGGAAUAGAUUAUGAGACAAUUCAUUACAGUUCAACAGGGGAAAAAAAGCAGCUAUAAUGCAAAAAUGCAAGUAUGAAUAUCUGCAUAUAGUUUGAACCAUCUGUGCUCUAAUGGCUCCAAUAAUGACUCUCAUCUUUAGGAGGCUUUGAAAUGACAUCCAUACAAUAUUAAUUUGUUGCUGUACAUUGUGGGACCAGUAGAGUAUGAUCUGACCACAAAAAUCUAUAAAUUCUGUCUCUACCAUUUGGCCUCCCUGUCCUGGAGCCUGCCAUCUCCAAGGGGAAUCUUGCUCUCAUCAAACUCUGCAAAUCUUCCUGACAACUCAUUCCUCUGGAACCUUCUAGCAACCACAAACAUCUGCAGACAAAACCUCUCCAAUCCUAGUAAACAACCACAUGUUUGUUGUCACUUCAGCUGGCUCUGAGCUCAUCAUCUUGGCCUCCCUUUCUAGCUUUCUUUGGCUUUGUGCAGUUACAGUGUCAUUAAGGUUCCGUAAUAUUCCCUGCAAUAAUUUAAAACAGCCAGAUUAUACCCUGGGAUUAACUGAGUGGUUUUUGAGACAUUUAUUGUGGUAUUCUCCCAGAAGGUUUGUAUUAUUAUUUUAAAAUGUUACAUCCUAAACUAAAUACCCUCUCUGCAGAGAGAAAAACUGGGUUUCAUUGGCUUCUUGAGAUCUAAGUGGCAAGGGGAAGUUUUUAUCAGUGAAUCAACUGUAUAGAAUCUAUAACUCAGAUAAGAUUAGGAGAUUAAUCCUGUUACUCUCACAUCCAUGUUUAUUGUAAUAUUUAAAACUUGCUUUCUAGUUUUAAAUAUUCAGUUUCAGAACUCACAGAUGUUCCCAGCACUCAUUUUCACACAUAAUGGCUGACACAUUUUGAAGUAGGUAAGUCAUAUCAAGUCCUCUCAUGGAAAUCCAUUUGUAUUUACUUUUUCUUUUGUCUUAUGUUAAGCAGAGGUCAUUGAAAAGUUCACCACCUUUCAGCUUGAAGAGUGAUGGUUUUUCUCUCAGUGAGCCAAGCUUAAAUAGUUAAGGAUGGCAGGAGAUGAUGGGUACUGCCCGCCACGGCCUUGUCACCCAGACACACCCAUCAGAGGUGAGGCUUUUGUGAACCUACAGCUCCCAGUGUAAUGCACACAAUAAAUACACUUAGCACUUGGAGGCUGGAAAUUGUGCUUAUAGUUUGGAAGUAUAAAUAGAGACGUGAUGUGGUGUGUGGAAGAGCGUAUUUUGCAUGGUUUGUUUUUUGGGGAUUUUUUUUUGUUUUUUGUUUUUUUUUGUUUUGCCUACUGUAGUAGAAUUGUCAAAUUCCCAGCCACUGUCAUGAGAAGCAGUUGACAAAAAUAAGUUUUAUGGUUUACAGUGUGGUUUACGUGGAGAACAUUUCUCUUCACUCUCAGUUUCAACAUGUUUUCUAAAUUAUCAUGGUUUGUUGCCAUUUAACUUAAAUUAGGUUGUUUUUUUUUUUUUAGAAUAGAGAAUAUGUUUAAUCAAAUAAAGAGAGGCCACAUUGAGA